AGGGAGCUCUUGAUCGGGACUCCUCAGGGGCUACUAGCCCAAGUUCAUAGCCAGGAAGAGCAGGGACUUAAAAUGGACUGGCUUCUGGUUGAUCUCGCAAAAGCAGCAGAUACAUAGUCCAUCCUACCCUUUAGUUCUCCUGCCAAGAAGCAAGGCACAGAGCAGCAGAGUGGAUGAAAGCUGCCUGUCUUCAUAGUCUCAGCAAAUCACUCAUCUCAGUGCUUGGAGAAAUUGUGAAAUGGCCUGUGUGAACGGGAGGGUCAUAUUGAUGGGCAUGCAGUGUGUGCCCAUGGGACCUCUAGCUGAUUCCCGUUCCACUCUUCAUGUCUCUUCUAUUUUUGAGCCUGAUGGAUUAUCAAACGCCCACCUCCCUCUAUGACAUCGAUUAUGGGAUGUUAGAGCCCUGCCAGAAGAUCAAUGUGAAGCAGGUGGCAGCCCAGCUCCUGCCUCCGCUCUACUCGCUGGUGUUCAUCCUGGGCUUAGUGGGCAACCUGCUGGUCAUCCUCACCCUGGUCAACUGCAAGAAGCUCAAGAGCAUGACUGACAUCUACCUGCUCAACCUGGCCGUGUCCGACCUGAUGUUCCUGUUGACACUCCCUCUGUGGGCUCACUACGCCUCAGCCCAGUGGGACUUUGGAAACACGAUGUGCCAGCUGACGACCAGCCUCUAUCUCAUCGGCUUCUUCUCCGGCAUCUUCUUUAUCAUCCUCCUGACCAUCGACAGGUACCUGGCCAUCGUGCACGCUGUGUUUGCUUUAAAAGCCAGGACAGUCACCUUCGGGGUGGUGACCAGCGGGGUCACCUGGGUGGUUGCAGUCCUAGCAUCUCUUCCAACCAUUAUCUUCACCAAAUCUCAAAAAGAAGGUGUGCGGUAUACAUGCAGCUUUCACUUUCCAACCAGUCAGUAUCAUUUCUGGAAGAACUUCCAUACAUUACAGAUGACCAUCCUGGGCCUGAUCCUGCCCCUGCUUGUCAUGGUCAUUUGCUACUCAGGGAUCCUCAGGACACUGCUUCGCUGUCGCAAUGAGAAGAGGCGGCACCGGGCUGUGCGGCUCAUCUUCACCAUCAUGAUCAUCUAUUUCCUCUUCUGGACUCCCUACAACAUCGUCCUCCUCCUGAACAACUUCCAGGAGGCCUUUGGUCUGAACAACUGUGACAGCAGCAACCAACUGGACCAAGCCAUGCAGGUGACAGAGACACUGGCUAUGACACACUGCUGCAUCAACCCAGUGAUCUACGCCUUUGUUGGGGAGAAGUUCCGCAGGUACCUCUUGCUGUUUUUCCAGAAACACAUCAGCAAACGCUUCUGCAAACACUGUCUGUUCUUCCGGUGUGAGACUCCUGAACGAGCCAAUUCAGCUUACACCCGAUCCACUGGAGAGCAGGAGCCCUCCACUGGCCUGUGAGCAGGACUGGGUUACACGUGCCACCCAAGACGCAUUCUGGGCUGGAGAGCAGUUCAUUUAGAAAGGAAAUUACUGUCAUGGAGGAGCCCAAGUGGGAUCCAUCUAUCCGACAUCUGUUAGAAUUAUGCCAGGUCUUUUACGCCCAUCCUUUCUCAAAAGCGAAAACAAUUUAUAUUGAUGAACUGCCCUCCACUCCACACACAAGUCAUGGGCAAGCUCUUUCCUGCCAAGUUUAUUACAAAAUAUACCUCCAAGAGCUGCUGGGUCCUGAGCUUGGCAAUCUGAGCAGCCAAGAAAAUGAAUCCAGAAAUAACAUUGUACAGCAUCUUGGCUAUGCAAGACAGCACACGGGUGGGGAGAAAAGGCGUGUUGGGGGUUAGUGAAGGUGUCUUUCCCCUCCCAGGCAAAGUCAGCAGGUUCCACAGCUUUCAGUGUCCCAGAGGCUGGAGGAGAAGAGGCUGGAGGCACUGCAUGGGCAAAGCUCAUUGGUGGGCAGACCCCGUGGCUGACUGGGGGAUCUGCCAGCCUCAAGAUCAUGAUGGGCACAGCAGAUAGUGUUGCAGAAAGCCUACACCACACAGCUGCAAAGUCACCCCAAACGGUGAGCUAUGAGGGCAAGAACUGGG
This is a messenger RNA of Ochotona princeps (American pika), 2032 nucleotides long. RefSeq names its product C-C chemokine receptor type 5. The record is from RefSeq and is a predicted model, not a curated record. Gene Ontology annotation, molecular function: C-C chemokine receptor activity; chemokine (C-C motif) ligand 5 binding. Gene Ontology annotation, cellular component: cytoplasm; membrane. Lineage: Eukaryota; Metazoa; Chordata; Mammalia; Lagomorpha; Ochotonidae. Gene Ontology annotation, biological process: immune response; chemotaxis; inflammatory response. The transcript is spliced from 2 exons. Bases 324 to 1406 code for a protein of 360 amino acids.